AUGUACCUCUAUUUGGUCUUUGAUGCGCGCGUGCGGUGGCACUUUUUGGCCGAUGUCAGAAAAAGUCAGUCACGUCGUCUUGAGAAAGGUUUGACGCUUGCGCCUGCAAAGUGCCGGUCUCUUAGUGCUGUACGAGAACGUAAGCCCAAAGUAGCGGCGAUUUGGCGCGCAAUACUAAGCUCAGGUUGGGUAGGGGGCCAGGUGUGGCAGGGAACGGGGAGGUGGGGUCUUGCGGUUGGUUACCGCAGGUGGUCGAAAUGGUCGACUCCAUUGGCUGUUGGAUUAAUAUAG
This is a messenger RNA of Pyricularia oryzae 70-15, 291 nucleotides long. RefSeq lists its product as uncharacterized. NCBI's taxonomy places the organism in Eukaryota, Fungi, Ascomycota, Sordariomycetes, Magnaporthales, Pyriculariaceae. The record is from RefSeq and is a predicted model, not a curated record. The transcript has 2 exons. Bases 1 to 291 code for a protein of 96 amino acids.